This is a messenger RNA of Protopterus annectens (West African lungfish), 789 nucleotides long. RefSeq names its product E3 ubiquitin-protein ligase RNF14-like. Gene Ontology annotation, biological process: protein polyubiquitination; positive regulation of proteasomal ubiquitin-dependent protein catabolic process; ubiquitin-dependent protein catabolic process. The transcript has 5 exons. Gene Ontology annotation, cellular component: ubiquitin ligase complex; cytoplasm. Bases 1 to 600 code for a protein of 199 amino acids. NCBI's taxonomy places the organism in Eukaryota, Metazoa, Chordata, Ceratodontiformes, Protopteridae. The record is from RefSeq and is a predicted model, not a curated record. Gene Ontology annotation, molecular function: ubiquitin conjugating enzyme binding; zinc ion binding; ubiquitin protein ligase activity.
AUGGCCUAUUUAUUCCCUGAUCAAGGUGACAGCCUUAUCAGACUACUUGUUCCCCUGCAGGUAAAACAACUUGUUGGAGAGGAGGCAUUUUCUCGUUAUGACCGUCUGCUGCUUCAAAAUGGUCUGAGUCUAAUGACAGAUAUUGUAUACUGUCCAAGAUUAAGCUGUCAAACUGCAGUACUGAAAGAGCCAGAAAGUGAAAUGGGUGUUUGCACUAGCUGUUUGUUUGUAUUUUGCUCUAAGUGUAAUCUAACUUACCAUGGAGUUGCUCCUUGUCGUCCUGAAGUUGAAGAACAGGAUAGUCAAGUAAGUGAAAAUGAAAGCCCUGACGAUGAUGAAGAACAGAACUAUAAACUAAUAUACACGCUUUCAAGAAGGAGACAAGCACAAUGGUAUCAGAAUGAAAAGUGGGUUACAGAAAAUGCCAAACGCUGUCCUAACUGCCGUUCUCCUGCACAGAAAGAUGGUGGGUGCAAUAUAAUGACCUGUAGUCGUUGUGGAAGUUUCUUCUGCUGGAUGUGCUUGGCUCAGCUGAACGAGGAUCGAAAUAGUCACUUCCGGGAAAAAGGUUCACCAUGCUAUAAAAAUUUGCAGGUCUAACAUCUGAAACUAAGGCAUUACCUGCUGCAAAACCUACCUUGCAGAUUCAUCAAGAGACUGCCUAAGGAUCAUCAGAGAAGCAAAGUGCAGUAAACAGAGACACAUUUAUGAUGGGAAAACUAACACAUUUUCAUUCCACAUUUAUUAAGGAAAACAUUUAUAAAAUAAAAACAUUGUUUUUAAAUAAUG